Messenger RNA from Megalops cyprinoides (Indo-Pacific tarpon), 2646 nucleotides. It is a transcript of the gene msh4, whose product is annotated as mutS homolog 4. Gene Ontology annotation, cellular component: nucleus. The transcript is spliced from 20 exons. Gene Ontology annotation, biological process: reciprocal meiotic recombination; mismatch repair. The coding region runs from base 1 to 2646 and encodes 881 amino acids. Gene Ontology annotation, molecular function: mismatched DNA binding; ATP binding; ATP-dependent DNA damage sensor activity. NCBI's taxonomy places the organism in Eukaryota, Metazoa, Chordata, Actinopteri, Elopiformes, Megalopidae. The record is from RefSeq and is a predicted model, not a curated record.
AUGUAUCGCAGCAGCACGGAGGAGGUGACAACAAGUGACAGCCCAGACUCUGGGCAAAGCUCUACUUCGCUUUUGGAUCACUCCUGCCAGGGUGACCGCAGCUCCAGUGUGGGCAGAACGAGCGCAUCCGUCCUUGCCUCUGCUCUAAGCAGCUCCUCUUUUCGAAACAUGGGGACCCCGGGGGUGCGCAGAACCCCCGGCUGCCGUGGGGCUGGUGCCUCACACCAUGCACGCACUCCGCAGACCGAAAACACCGUGACCACCUGCUCCUCCGCAACCUCCUGCACCGUUGCCUCGGUAAUCGUGGCAGUGGUGGAGGGGCGUGGCCUUGCCCGCGGCGAGAUUGGCAUGGCAAGCAUUGACCUGAAUUGCCCGGAGCUCGUGCUCUCUCAGUUCGCAGACACUGGGACCUACACCAAGGUUAUCACAAGGCUGCACAUCCUGUGUCCCCUGGAGAUUCUGAUGCCUGACACAGCCAGCGAAAAGGGAAAAGGGACCAAACUCUUCACCCUCAUAACUGAGAACUUCCAGAGUGUGGCCUUCACUGCCAUCCAAAGGAAGUAUUUCAAUGAGAGAAAAGGGAUGGAGUAUAUUCAGCAGCUGUGUGCUCCAGAGUUUGGCACUGUUCUCAUGGAGGUGCAAGCUAAGUACUACUGCCUGGCCGGGGCAGCUGCUCUGCUGAAGUAUUUUGAGUUCGUCCAGAACUCGGUCUAUGCCCCCAAGUCACUCAAAGUGAGUUUUAAAGGCAGCGAGCAGACAGCCAUGAUUGACUCCACCUCCGCCCGCAACCUGGAGCUGGUGGUCAACAACAGGGACUCGAGGAGUGAGCAUACUCUGUUGGGGGUACUGAACUACACUAAGACCGCAGGUGGAGGGCGUCGGCUGCGCUCCAAUAUCCUGGAGCCCCUGGUGGACGUGGACACCAUCAACAUACGGCUGGAUGCAGUGCAGGAGCUGCUGCAGGAGGAGGAGCUGUUCUUCGGCGUGAAGAACGUGAUUGCACGCUUUCUGGACACAGACCAGCUACUCUCCGUUCUGGUGCAGAUUCCCAAGCAGGAAACGGUUCAAGUGGCAGAGACGAAGAUCCUGCAUGUGAUUCAGCUGAAGCACACGCUGGAGUUAGUGACACCACUGAAGGCAGCCCUAAAGAACUGCCAGACUGCCCUGCUGAAAGCCUACUGCAGCUCCCUGGAGGACAGCAGGUUUGACAGCAUUCUGCAGCAAAUCAAAACGGUUGUAAAUGAUGACGUAUGCUACACCAAGGGCAGCCUCAGCCUGCGUACACAGAAGUGUUAUGCUGUGCGGCCCAACAUAAACGAGUUCCUCGACAUCGCUCGCCGCGCCUACACCGAGAUGGUGGAUGACAUUGCAGGGCUGGUCGGCCAGUUGGGAGAGAAAUACGGCCUGCCCUUGCGGACCAGCUUCAGCACGGCACGGGGCUUCUUCAUCCAGAUGAAGCUGGAGGGCAUCGCCCUGCCUGACGGACAGCUCCCCGCAGAGUUCAUGAAGGUGACCAAGCAUAAGAACAACUACAGCUUUACCACGGCGGACCUGAUCAAGAUGAACGACCGUUGUGAUGAGGCCCUGAGGGAGAUCUUCCACAUGUCCUAUGUGGUGGUCUGUCAGCUGCUGGCCACGAUCCACGAGCACGUUCACUGCCUCUACAAGCUGUCCGAUGCUGUCUCCAUGCUGGACAUGCUGCUGUCACUCGCCAAUGCCUGCACCAUCUCCGACUACGUGCGGCCAGAGUUUACUGACACGCUGGCGAUCAAACAGGGGCGACACCCUAUCCUGGAGAGGAUCUCUGGGCGGCAGCCUGUCUCCAACAACAGCUACAUCGCCGAGGGAAGCAACUUCAUCAUCAUCACUGGACCCAACAUGAGUGGCAAAUCCACCUACCUCAAGCAGGUGGCGCUGUGCCAGAUCAUGGCUCAGAUAGGCUCCUUUCUUCCCGCCGAAUAUGCCUCUUUCCGCAUCGCUGACCAGAUCUUCACCAGGAUCGGGGUGGACGACGACUUCGAGACCAACUCCUCUACAUUCAUGGUGGAAAUGAAAGAGGUGUCUUACAUAACUCACAAUGUGAGUGACAGGUCCCUCAUCAUCAUCGAUGAGCUGGGGCGGGGCACCAGUGCGGAGGAGGGUAUCGGCAUCUGUCACGCUGUCUGCGAGUUCCUCCUCAAAUUCCGGGCAUUCACUUUGUUCGCCACCCACUUCCUGGAGCUGUGCCAGCUGGAGACGCUCUACCCCAAUGUUGAGAACCUGCACAUGGAGGUCCAGCAUACCCGCGCUGCUGAGUCCAGCUCGGAGAAAGUGGUCUACACGUACCUCCUGAGCCGGGGUUGCUCAGAGCAGAGGAACUAUGGCCUGAAGGCAGCAGAGAUGACGGCAUUACCACCAUCGGUAAUCCAAGAGGCAAAAGCGAUAGCCUCCAGAGUCAGCCAACAGUUGUGGGCCCAGCAGCACAGUGACCCGGACACACUCCGCCAGCGGGCGGUGUACCGUAUGGCCACUCGCCUCCUGCAGACGGCCAGGAACUCCCGCCUGGACCCCGGCAGCCUCCGCAUCUACCUGAAGGGCCUGAGGAGGCAGUACGAGGCCGAGCUCCGGGCCGCCGAGGCCACUGCGUCCAUGGACACAGAGGAGUGA